AUGUGCUUUAGGAUUCAUUACAAGACAACUGUAUCAUUAUUAGUAUGUUUAGCUAUAAUAGUAAUAAUAUAUGAAUAUCAAAACGAUGCCAUUGACUGUCUAUCAAAUGAUCCACAAAAAUAUUCGACAAACUUAUUAAAUACCAUUUGUUGGACACAAGAAUCAUUUGAAGUCAUCGAUUCUUUAAAUUUAUUUAUCAAUAAUACAAAUCGUUUGACAAAUACUAAGUUGAGAUCUAAUAGUUAUGUUAAUAACUUUCAUUGGAUUGGUUUUCUGUUUUCAAUGCAAGCGCUUUGCUUUUAUAUUCCUCACUGGUUGUGGUCAUCGAUGGAAAACAACAAACUUAAUACACUUUUGUCAACUUUAAUGGACAACAAGAUUCCUGAAGAGAAAAAACUCCUUCAACUAAAUUCUUGUGUCAGAUAUUUGUUAAAACAUAUGAGUAAUCAUGACAUCUAUGCCAUCAAAUAUAUGUCAACCAAAAUGAUAUGUUUAUUGAAUUUAAUAAUUCAAAUAGUAAUCAGUAAUGUGUUUCUUAGCGGACACUUUACUGGACUCGGAUUUUAUCUAUUAUUUAAUUUACAAAACUCUGACCACAAAUCCAUACUUUCCGAUGUCUUCCCGAGGACUGCCAUAUGUCGUCAAAACAGACUUGAGAUCAAUGACCUGAACAAUGAAAUACUUUGUUUGCUUCCCAUUAAUCUGAUUAUUGAAAAACUAUUUUUAUUUCAAUGGUUUUGGUUUUGCAUUUUGUUAAUAAUUAUUAAGAUAUUAUCAACUAUUAAGUAUUGCACACAUUUGUAA
Molecule: messenger RNA, 804 nt
Organism: Oppia nitens
Lineage: Eukaryota; Metazoa; Arthropoda; Arachnida; Sarcoptiformes; Oppiidae
Product: innexin inx1-like
Exons: 2
Coding region: 1-804 (267 amino acids)
Cellular component (GO): gap junction; plasma membrane
Molecular function (GO): gap junction channel activity
Source: RefSeq, a predicted model, not a curated record